Messenger RNA from Drosophila santomea, 755 nucleotides. RefSeq lists its product as uncharacterized. NCBI's taxonomy places the organism in Eukaryota, Metazoa, Arthropoda, Insecta, Diptera, Drosophilidae. The record is from RefSeq and is a predicted model, not a curated record. The transcript has a single exon.
UCACACUCCAAAAGCUAGCAUCACUAGCGGCGCCCAGAAAUAUUGUUAAAUAAAAAGUUUCAUUUCGUUUGGCAACAUGUUGAAAUUGCUUUGCGUAUUACCUAUAAUCACUCUCGCAAUACUUAAAAUUACCCAGGCUCAAAGACCUUCUUUUGCUGGCCCAAGACCUCGAGAUGGACUAAGUCAGAAGGAAAAAUACUUUGCAACUAAAAAUACAGCUGUGGAGAAUAUUACUGGAAUUACAGGACCCAGAGACCCAAAAUUUUCUGAAGAGAAUAUUAUCAACCUUCCAUAUGGAGCACCCGAAAGGCCGCCCGUAGGAGAUCCGGUGGUUUAUCCCUCCAGCCUCGUCAACAAAGUUGACUAAUUUCCCACUCCAAAUUUCCUACUCCCAGAUCACAGGCGACUUCCCAUCGAUGCACAAGGUGACGGGGAAUGGGUGAAUAGAUUGAAACAGCUGCCUUUGGACCAGCAGCCCUUCUGGCUUUUAAACUAUCAAGCAAUCGAAGCACUAAGGAACAGUUCCAGACCCAAUGCUAGAGCUUAUGAAUUUCGUGGAAAUUCGUUCGGCGGUUAACGAUAUUUUAAGUUUUCAUAAUUAUGUGUUGUUUGUGGUAUUUAAACAAAAUAUGCACAAAAGGCAUGCUGUAGGCUAUUGUAUCCAUUAAAUUGAAUAGGCCUUUAAAGAGUGUAUUAUAAUUUUAGUCUGCCAGCUGCCUGAGCACAUUUACGACGCUCCAUUAAAAUGUUACAGU